Messenger RNA from Lates calcarifer (barramundi perch), 877 nucleotides. RefSeq lists its product as uncharacterized. Lineage: Eukaryota; Metazoa; Chordata; Actinopteri; Centropomidae. The transcript has 4 exons. The coding region runs from base 205 to 645 and encodes 146 amino acids. The record is from RefSeq and is a predicted model, not a curated record.
UAGAAUAAAAAUGUUCUGUUGCUGAAGGUUAAGGCCCAACAUGCAGAUGCUGAAUUUACCAAGAUCUUCACUGACUGUGAACUGUGCAUUGGUCAAAGUUACAGUGUCCACUGUGAACCUGAGGACUUAGAAAUACAGCCUGAGCGUGCAAGGUUUCGCUCAAAUUAUGGACCAAAUUUCAUUCCAAAUUUUGAGGUUCUCCUGAUGUCAAACCCAGAGAAAGUGACUUUGAUGGUCCAAGACCAGGAGAAGACAGAAGUCUGGAAACGUAAUAUUCAUCUGACAGGUUCUGGUCCAGCAGGGACUCUCAGUGCUCCAGCUCCGAGUGCCCAGGACACCAUGAUGAAAGAGACGGAUCUCAAAAACAUCCUGGACGAUCUGACAGACAAUGAGUUGAAGGACUUCAAAUGGAACCUGAAAUGUGAAACAGUGGACAACGUCCCGCCCAUCAAAGUGAGCCUGCUGUCGAAGGCAGAUCGGCAGGACACGGUGGAUCUGUUGAAGCAGAAAUAUGGAUUAGUUGGAGCUGUGAGGGUGAUGGAGAGAGUUUUAAAAAGGAUCAGCCGGAACGAUCUGGUGAAGAAAUUAUCAUACCAUCAGCUCAGGAGCAGGAGGUCAGUAACAGGAGGAGAAACACAUGAAUGAGAAAUGCAUCUAUAUCACAUCAUAUCUGUUUGUCUGCGUCUGUCCUGCAUCCAGACAGCAGAUCUGUGUUUACAGAGGAAUCUGUCUCAGGGUUUAAACAUACAGAUGUUACCGGGACUAGAUGGUGCAGGUUUUUAUUCUUCUUCCUCAACUGUUUUACUCACAAGGUUUGAAAAAUGUUACGUAUAAAUCUUUUCUUAAAAAUCUUAAAAAUUAAACCAAGUGUAAGAGG